Molecule: messenger RNA, 1702 nt
Organism: Exophiala oligosperma
Lineage: Eukaryota; Fungi; Ascomycota; Eurotiomycetes; Chaetothyriales; Herpotrichiellaceae
Exons: 1
Coding region: 113-1366 (417 amino acids)
Biological process (GO): nucleocytoplasmic transport; activation of GTPase activity
Cellular component (GO): cytosol; perinuclear region of cytoplasm; nucleus
Molecular function (GO): GTPase activator activity; small GTPase binding
Source: RefSeq, a predicted model, not a curated record
CCAAGACACACACAUCUGUUGCCUCCCUCUGCUCGAACAAACGUGCCUUUUCUUUACCGUUUGAAUUAUAUCAUCACCUAGUCAUUUCGAAUUCCUCUAGAAAUUGACUGUCAUGGCUGGCGAAACGUUUUCUCUCGCCGGCAAAGGCCUCAAACUUGACACCAAGGAGGACAUUGAGAAACACAUCGCACCCCUCCAAGAGUCUUCCAACGUCACACACAUCGACCUCUCGGGCAACACGCUCGGUGUGUCGGCAUGCGAAGCCCUCGCGCCCAUACUCUCGUCCAAGAGCACCCUCCGGAGCGCCGACCUCCACGACAUCUUCACCUCCAGACUGCUCGAGGAGAUCCCCCCGGCGCUCUCGUCCCUCUUGACGGCGCUGCUCGAAUGCCCCAACCUCCACACGAUAGACCUGAGCGACAACGCGUUCGGGCUCAACACAAAGGACCCUCUCGUCGACUUCCUCUCCAAACACGUGCCCCUGAAACACCUCGUCCUGAACAACAACGGCAUGGGCCCCAUCGCGGGGACGUCCAUAGCCGAGGCGCUCGUCGCCCUCGCCGAGCGCAAAGAAGCCGCCCGGAGGCAGGGCAAGGACGUGCCCCACCUCGAGAGCAUCGUCUGCGGCCGCAACCGACUCGAGAACGGCAGCAUGGCCGCCUGGGCCAAGGCGUACGAGGCGCACAAGAAGGGCAUCAAGAGCGUGAAGAUGACACAGAACGGGAUCCGGCCCGAGGGUAUUUCGCACCUGAUCUCCUCGGGCCUGCGCCACUGUGAGCACCUCGAGGUCCUCGACAUGCAGGACAACACGUUCACGCUCAAGGGCGCCCUCGCACUCGCGAAGACGCUCGAGGGUUGGUCCGGCCUGAGGGAGCUGGGCGUGGGCGACAGUCUCCUGGGCGGACGGGGCGCCGUGCGGGUCUUCGAGUCGCUCGCGUCGGGCGGAAACGGUGGGGUCGAGAUUUUGAGGUUGCAGUACAACGACAUCAACCCGGCGGGCGUCAAGGCGCUGGUGCAGGCGGCGAAGGACGGCUUGCCCAAACUGAGGCGCGUCGAGCUCAACGGGAACAAGUUCGACGAGGAGGACCCGUCGAUCGAGGCGCUGAGCGAGCUGCUGAGCGAGCGCAAGGACGAGCACGGCAAGGACGACGACCCGGACGAACACUGGGGUCUGGACGAACUCGACGAGCUCGAGGGCGAAGACAGCGACGAGGAGGAGGAGGAGGAGCAUGAGGAGGAGGAGGAAGCAGACGAAGUACGUGCCAAGCUCGUCGAGCUGGACGAGCAGGCCGAGGAGGCCCCAGUGGCCGAGAGGAAGGACGCCGACGUCGAUGAGCUGGCUAGUAAACUCGAAAAGGCUUUGUGAUGAUGGGUUCAACAUACAGAAAAACGGAGAACGGAGAAACGAGGGGAUUGGAUUUGGAAUUGACAAUAAGUGAAUUGGGAAUUGUGCAUCAAACCUUUUUGACACGGUGCAAAAUGACUUCGAGUAUAUAUAGCAAGGCGUGGCUCCAGCAUAGCAUGCAUGGUACAGUGGUUUGGGUUUUGUUUUGGCACACUCGAUACCCCUUUUUCAAAAGACAGAUUCAGAUGGAUACCAGGAGAGAUGUAGAUAAAUGGUUACCCACAAUCAACGCGAGUCGCAUCAUAUUCAUUUUGUAGUAUUAAGACUUUUCUUAUGGAGUAUAGAAGUUGUACUAAG